AUGGCAAAUCAACAAAGACAAAGUCAGUAUCCGAAUAAUGCUGGCUAUCAAAGGGGAAACAACUCAAACUAUGGUCAAGGUUGGAGACAAGAUGUUGGCUCAUCAAAUAGGCAAAGACAAUAUGAAAGCUACAGUCAACCACCGGUACAACAAACUCAAAAUUCAAAUUUGGAAGAAGCUUUGAGAUCAUUCAUAGAGAUGCAGACCAAACAGAAUCAACAACAAAAUUUGAUGAAUCAACAACAAAAUCAGUUUGUGCAAGAAACUCAAGUCUACCAAAGAGGCAAUGAUGCGGUGUUAAGAAAUCUUGAGACUCAGAUUGGUCAAAUAGCAAAAGAAAUGGCCAAUAACAAAAAUCAAGGAGGAUCAUUUGCAGCCAACACCGAACCGAAUCCAAAAGAACAAUGCAAGUCAAUUACAACAAGAAGCGGUAAGGAAGUUGGCAAGGGAAUAGGUGAUAAUUUGAGGAAGGAAGAGGAGUUUAUGAGACGAGCAGAUGAAGAGGAGGAAGGAGAAAAGAAGGGAGAGAAGGAGGUUGAAGUGAGAAAAGAAAAGAGUAGUUUACCUCAACAUCUGCCAUAUCCACAUGCUCCAUCAAAGAAGGAUAAAGAAAGGCAGUAUGCAAGGUUUAUGGAUAUCUUUAAAAGAUUGCAAAUCAACAUUCCAUUUUCCGAAGCCUUGGAGCAGAUGCCAACAUAUGCAAAAUUCAUGAAAGAAAUCCUUACCAAGAAGAGAAGGUACAAUGAUGAUGAAGUUAUUCAACUUGAUGCAAGCUGUAGUGUCAUUAUUCAACGAACUCUUCCGACAAAAGAAAAAGAUCCGGGGAGAGUCACGUUGCCGGUUACCAUUGGUAAUGUGAAUGUUGGAAAAGCCCUUAUUGAUUUAGGGUCAAGCAUCAAUCUUAUUCCUUUAUCGGUGAUUCAACGGGUUGGUGGUCUUGACAUCACACGUACAAGAAUGACAUUGCAACUUGCUGAUAAAUCCAUCACUCGUCCGUCGGGAAUGGCUGAAGAUGUUCUUGUAAAAGUUGAUAAGUUUAUGUUCCCUAUAGACUUUGUGGUGAUGGACAUUGAAGAGGAUGAUGAUGUUCCGUUAAUUCUUGGAAGGCCGUUCAUGAAAACAGCUCGUAUGAUGAUUGAUAUUGAUGACGGGGUGAUGAAAGUUCGAGUUCAAGAUGAGGAGGUUAGUUUUAAUUUGUGGGAAGCUAUGAAGCAUCCACAUGAGAAAGAUAUGUGCUUCAAACUUGAUGCAACUGAAGAAGCCAUAUUAGAUGUAAGAAAGCAAGCACAUAGACCUUCAUCUCUUGAACAGGCCUUGACAGAUGCUUUCGAAGCACUUGACCCCGAGAAAGAAGAAGAGAUUGAGGACUUCUUGAAGCAACUUGUUGCUUUUGAAGAAUUACCUCAACCUGAAGUAGAGAUUGACGAGUUGAAGAAGGAUGGAAAGCCGGUAGAAGUAAAACUUGAGCUGAAAACAUUACCAUCACACCUCAAGUAUGUUUUCCUUGGGGAUGACAAUCAAAAACCAGUAAUAAUCAGCAGUUCUCUAUCAAAAGGUGAAGAAGAAAGUCUGAUCCAAGUGCUAAAGAACAACAAAGAAGCAAUAGGAUGGGCAUUAUCCGACUUAAAAGGUAUUAGUCCAUCUUAUUGUAUGCAUAGUAUUAUGAUGGAGGAUGAUUAUAAGCCAGUUGCACAGCCUCAACGUCGAUUGAAUCCAACAAUGAAGGAGGUUGUAAGAAAAGAAGUGGUAAAGUUACUUGAAGCUGGUAUGAUCUAUCCAAUUUCCGACAGUGCUUGGGUUAGUCCGGUCCAGGUGGUCCCAAAGAAAGGUGGGAUGACGGUAAUCACAAAUGACAAGAAUGAGUUGAUACCAUCAAGAACAGUCACAGGUUGGCGGAUGUGUAUAGACUACCGAAGACUCAACAAAGCAACCAGAAAAGAUCAUUUUCCAUUACCAUUCAUGGAUCAAAUGUUAGAAAGGCUGUCAGGUCAAGAAUUCUAUUGCUUUUUGGAUGGUUAUUCGGGGUACAAUCAGAUUUCAGUCAACCCCGAGGAUCAUGAAAAAACAGCUUUCACAUGUCCUUUUGGUGUUUUUGCUUAUAGAAGAAUGCCUUUCGGAUUGUGCAAUGCACCGGCAACAUUUCAACGGUGUAUGCAAGCAAUUUUUUCUGACUUGAUAGAGAAAUGCAUUGAGGUAUUUAUGGAUGAUUUCUCCGUGUUCGGUCCGUCAUUCCAACAUUGCUUGAAGAAUUUGGACACCGUACUGAAGCGGUGUGUUGAAACAAACCUGGUUCUUAAUUGGGAGAAGUGUCAUUUUAUGGUGACCGAAGGCAUAGUUCUUGGUCACAAGAUCUCUUCCAAAGGUAUUGAGGUGGAUAAAGCAAAGGUGGAGGUCAUUGAAAAGCUCCCUCCUCCGGUAAAUGUCAAAGGAAUCAGAAGUUUUCUAGGUCAUGCCGGUUUCUACCGAAGAUUCAUCAAGGAUUUCUCCAAAAUUGCCAAACCAUUAAGCAAUUUGCUUAAUAAAGCUAUCAAGUAUCUGAUUACAAAAGCUGAUUCUAAGCCGAGACUCAUUCGGUGGAUGCUUUUAUUACAAGAGUUUGAUCUUGAGAUAAAAGAUAAAAAGGGAACAGAAAACUUGGUAGCUGAUCACUUAUCAAGACUUGUAAACAAUGAGGUGACCAAACAUGAACGUGAGGUUCUUGAAGAAUUCCCCGAUGAAAAACUGCUUAUGGUGCAAGAAAGGCCAUGGAGAUGUGUUACCAAAGAGGAAGCCACAAGCAUCAUGUGGCAUUGUCAUAACUCACCAUAUGGAGGUCACUAUAAUGGAGAAAGAACAGCAGCAAAAAUUUUGCAGUCAGGAUUCUUUUGGCCGAGUUUGUUCAAAGACACUUAUGAACAUGCUCGGAGAUGUGAUAACUGUCAAAGAAUUGGUGGAAUUUCAAGGCGCAAUGAAAUGCCACUUCAAAACAUGCAUGUUGUUGAAGUAUUUGAUUGCUGGGGUAUUGAUUUCGUUGGCCCUUUUCCAUCAUCAUUUUCAAAUCAAUACAUUCUUGUGGCAGUAGAUUAUGUGUCUAAAUGGGUGGAAGCAAUUGCGUCACCAAAAGCCGAUGGCAAAACGGUGAUAAAAUUUCUAAAAAGAAACAUUUUCACUCGUUUUGGAACUCCUCGUGUGCUUAUUAGUGAUGGAGGGUCACAUUUUUGCAAUUCUCAACUAGCCAAAGCACUUGAGCAUUAUGGAGUCAAGCACAAAGUAGCAUCGCCAUACCAUCCUCAGACCAACGGACAAGCAGAAGUUUCGAAUCGUGAAAUAAAGAAAAUUCUGGAAAAAACUGUGUCCGCAUCAAGAAAAGAUUGGUCAUUGAAGUUAGACGAGGCAUUAUGGGCAUAUCGAACUGCUUUCAAAGCACCAAUAGGCCUUACACCUUUUCAGAUGGUAUAUGGUAAGGCAUGUCAUCUUCCGGUCGAGCUUGAACAUAAAGCCUAUUGGGCUUUGAAAUUUUUGAAUUUUGAUGAAAGCCAAGCCGGAGAGCAAAGAAAAGUUCAGCUUCAACAGAUGGAUGAAUUGAGAUGCCAAGCUUAUGAAUCUUCUAAGCUGUACAAAGAGAAGGUCAAAAGCUAUCAUGAUAAACGGCUUGUCAACAAAGAAUUCAGGCCAGGCCAAAUGGUUUUGCUUUUCAACUCAAGAUUGAAGUUAUUUCCAGGAAAGCUUAAAUCCAAAUGGUCCGGUCCUUUCAAAAUCCGUGAAGUGAAACCAUAUGGUGCAGUUGUGUUGGAAGAUCCAGCUACCAAUGCCACAUGGACUGUGAAUGGACAAAGGUUGAAACUCUAUUUUGGUGGUGAAUUUGAUCGUGUCACUACCAAAAUCCCACUUUCCGAUCCUUGA
This is a messenger RNA of Trifolium pratense (red clover), 3882 nucleotides long. RefSeq lists its product as uncharacterized. Gene Ontology annotation, biological process: DNA integration. The coding region runs from base 1 to 3882 and encodes 1293 amino acids. NCBI's taxonomy places the organism in Eukaryota, Viridiplantae, Streptophyta, Magnoliopsida, Fabales, Fabaceae. Gene Ontology annotation, molecular function: nucleic acid binding. The record is from RefSeq and is a predicted model, not a curated record. The transcript has 4 exons.